Papaver somniferum (opium poppy) is the source of this 885-nucleotide messenger RNA. RefSeq lists its product as uncharacterized. The transcript is spliced from 3 exons. The record is from RefSeq and is a predicted model, not a curated record. The coding region runs from base 1 to 885 and encodes 294 amino acids. Gene Ontology annotation, molecular function: protein dimerization activity. Lineage: Eukaryota; Viridiplantae; Streptophyta; Magnoliopsida; Ranunculales; Papaveraceae.
AUGGAGUCAAAUUUGGAGACAAAAGGAAAUAGCUUUAGGAGAAGAAAGUAUAAAAAGAAUGGAGUCAAGUUUGGAGACAAAAAGGAACGAUUAGCGGGCAAGCAGGGAGGCAACGAAUCCUUUGGUGCUGAUUAUCCACCCCUCCACAAGAUUGCAAUAAAGAUAUCUUAUGGUGCUGAGUAUCCAUCCCUCCAGAAGAUUGCAGUAAAGAUAUUAAGUCAAACAAAUACAUCAUCUGGAUCAAAGAGGAAUUGGAGUGUGUUUGAAAGAAUCCACACCAAACUACGCAAUCGUUUACUUUCAUCGAGAAUAAAUGAUCUGGUGUAUGUCCAGUACAAUUUGAAGUUGGAGCAACAAAGAAUUAAAGGUAAAGCAAGGCGACAUAACAUUGAUGUUCACGACGUUCAUAGUCUACCGAGGGAUGACAAUAUGCUUGACUGGAUAGCGGGGGAAGACAAAACACCAGUUUUACCUCAAGAAGAACAAUUGUUAAAUAUGCUGGAAGAGGAAGCCGUUAAUAAUCCAAAGCAUGUCCCUCUACCAUACAACUGGCAUGAUCCCGAAGUUCAAAUCUCAUACGAAAGGUUACCGGUGAGUGACUUUGUUUAUGACUUUGGUUGCACUUCCGAUCGCUCUGACCAUGGUGUUCAACAUAUGAACGAAGGAUAUAAUUCUAAUAUUGAUAACAAUAAUGAAGUGGGUAACAAUGAUGAUGAAGGGGGUUAUGAUGACGAUAAUGAAGUCUAUUAUGAUGACGAUACUUAUGCGAACGAAGAUAGCCAGUAUCCCCACGACGAUGACUAUGAUGAAGAAAGGAACCGCCGAAAAAAUGAAAAAUACAUGAAUAAAUCAAAAAAAGGUGGUGGUCGUAGUUGGUCCGCAUAG